CUGGGCAAAGUCGGAUCGGUGUUGUAAAGAAAGAAGCAAAGGCCGUCCUUAGCCUUUCCAUUCUAUUGCUCCUUCACUCACUCUCGAUCUCAGCCGCGAAACAAAAAGCUUUCUUCUCUUCUCUUCCAAAGGCAAAUCGACAAUUAUAAAAGUUUCUCCGCCAAAUCUCUCCAAAACCCUUUCUCUCGAACUCGGUUGUUUCUUCUUCUACUGCGUUCGUCUUCAUCUUCUUACGAACUCGGUAGUUUCUUCCAUCCUGCCAUGGCCGACGGCAAGUUCGAUCUCCCUGACGAUCUCAUCCUUUCUAAAUCUUCCGAUCAGUUGAAAGAAUUAGCCUCCUCAGAUAACAGCAUUCCUUUGUCUCCCCAGUGGCUUUACACGAAGUCAAACGAUAACAAGAUGGAUGUUCGAUCUCCUACUCCUGUGCCCACGGGAAAUCCAAGCGACCCAAAUCUCAAGGAUGCAUGGCGCUUGGAUGCCCCCGAAGACAAAAAGGACUGGAGGAAAAUUGUCCCUGAGAACGAAACUAGUCGCAGAUGGCGUGAAGAGGAAAGAGAAACUGGUUUACUCGGUGUCAGGAAGACCGAUCGCAGAAAAACAGAACGCCGCAUCGACAAUGUCUCAAGCAGAGAAACUGCUGACACUAAAAUUACUCCUUCUUCUGAUAGGUGGCAUGAUGUUAGUUCUCGUGCUGCUGCACAUGAACCUCGGCGCGACAACAAAUGGUCAUCUCGCUGGGGUCCUGAUGACAAAGAGAAAGAAACCCGUAUCGAGAAGGUAGAUAACAACAAGGACAAGGAAGCGCCUCCUAGUGAUAGUCAAUCUGUGGUUAGCACCAUCCGUGCAACUUCUGAACGGGACUCUGACCCUCGUGACAAAUGGAGGCCACGUCAUAGGUUGGAAUCCCAGGCUGGUGGGCCGACUUCUUAUCGCGCUGCACCUGGGUUUGGACUUGAUAGAGGGCGAGCCGACGGCCCAAAUUUAGGGUUCACUGUAGGCCGAGGAAGGGCCUCCUUAAUUGGUGCUGGUGCAUGUACUUUCUUAGGAAAUGAAAGUAUUCCUGUUGACCAGUGCACUUCUGCCUCUCUGUUUCGGUAUCCAAGGGGUAAGUUGCUUGACAUGUAUAGAAAACAAAAGGCUGAUUCUUCCCUAGGUAGGAUACCGACUGAGAUGCAGGAAGUUGCCUCCAUUACUCAAGUGGCUUUAAUCAAUCCUCUUGCUUUUAUUGCACCUGAUGCCGAAGAAGAGGCACGUCUUAACGGCAUAUGGAAGGGAAGAAUCAUUAGUAGCGAAGUUCACACUCCAUCUGAAGAAGAAUCCUCAGGUAGAAACAGCUUAGGUAUGUUGUUUUGUCUUUAGCUGCUUGGCCUCUAUCUUUUCACCUAGCAUAAUAUUCUGACCGUGGUCUUUUGGAUACCUGACUCAGGUGAAACAAAAUUGGAUGGUACUUUGCUAGGGGUUGUUAAUGGUGACAAUAAUAAUGAUUCUGGAUUACUUGGUAGUCUGGGAGGUACAUCAAGCGUCUCAAGAUUGAAUUCAGUGGCUUCUGAAAGUUAUGGAUCUGUUAGAGAUGGUUGUCAACUUUCUCAUGGAAGUCCUGAAACGGUUAGAUCUGCUUUUAGUAAAUCCUCUGUGUUGGAUGGGAGCGAGUCCGCUGUAGCUUCUUUCGAGCAAGAUUAUACAGGCAAGCUGCAGCAACCAGAUAUUGAAGUGAAUCACGCAGAAGGGUCUAUGCAACCUGAGGAGUUUUUGUUCUUGUAUAUUGAUCCUCAAGGAGUAAUUCAGGGACCGUUCAUUGGUUCUGACAUUAUUUCAUGGUUUGAACAAGGGUUUUUUGGGACAGACCUACAAGUACGUUUGGCAAAUGCUCCAGAAGGAACUCCUUUUCAAGAUCUAGGGAGGGUCAUGUCAUAUUUAAAGACAGAAAGUGUUCAUGUCCCUAGUAGUGACCAAAAGAGUGAGUUAGAAGAUACUAGUUUAAAAGCAAAUUCAGAGGCUGGUUUAUCAAUUGCACCUCUAGCAGAUGAUUCAUCCUCUAUGACUGGUGUGUCUCGUUCGUUUUCUGUGUAUAACAACUCCUCAGCUCAGCCACUUGCCGAGGAUCGAAGUUUCUUGAACUUCUCUGCUCAGGAUGAAGAAAUUGUAUUCCCAGGAAGAGCUGGAGGUUCUGGUUAUGCAUCAUCGGUAAAAUCUUCGACAAGUAUGCAUGAUGCUUUAAUGGAAUUUUCUGCCCAGUCUGCUGUUCCUGUUGAUUCAACUAAGGCUGCUGCUACACGUAAUCAGAAUGAGAAUAAGCUGCACCCGUUUGGUGUUUUGUGGUCUGAGCUAGAGAGUGGUAGUGCACCAGUUAACCAGUCAUUAAACAAGUCUUAUGGUGCAAUGGAGGAGCUUACUGGUUCAGUAGAUAAUCGUCUCAUUAAUUCCCGAAGAAAUACACAAAUUGACCCCAGCAAGUCCCUUGAUAGUCUGGCUGCUAACCGGAUGUCGCAGUUUGAACAUGAAUCCAACUUCUUUAACCAUGGGGAUCAACUUACAUCAAAUCAACAUCAGCAACUGCAAUUCCAGAAUCGGGAUAUGCUAUCACAGUUACAUAUAGGUGAUCAAGCUCAGGAUAUGGAGCAGUUAAUAACUUUCCAGUUGCAGCAACAACAAAAAAUUCAGUUGCAACAACAGCAGAAGAUUCAGUUGCAACAACAGCAGAAAAUUCAGUUGCAACAACAGCAGAAGAUUCAGUUGCAACAGCAUCAGCUGCAACAAGAACAUCAGUUACAUCAGAAGCUCUUACAGGAGCAACAACAGUCCCAUGCUCGACAGUUACAUUUUCAACAGAUUUUACAAGGACAGACUCCGGAUUCAAGGUUUGGGCAGUCACAUGACUUCCUUCGGUCCAAUAAUGUUGACCAGAUGUUGUUAGAGCAGCAGCUGAUGAAUGAAUUGCAGAACAGUUCUGGCCAUCCGUCACAAAAUUUCGCACCAUACAUUGAGCAACUUGCUGCAGGAAAUUUUGGGCAGUUGUUAUAUGAAGGCCACCAAAGGGAGUUACUUGAACAGCUACUUUCAACGCAAAAGCAAUCUCAAUAUGGACAAAUGCAAUCACAACAUGGACAACUGCAAUCUGAUCCAAUCCGGUCUUUGGAGUACCAGCUACUGCAGCAAGAGCAGCUUAUGCAAUUGGCUAAUGGAGUGAGGCACGAUACAUUAUUGGAGGAACAGAGACAUAUUGACCCUCUGUGGCCGUCUGACCAUAAUGAUCAGCUUCUAAGAAGUCAUUCUGGGAUCCACCGGUCGCGCUCUUCUGCAGGAUUUAGACCAUUAGAGUUUCAUCAACAGCAGCAGAGGCCACCCUUUGAGGAUCAAUUUGGUCAACUUGAGCGGAACCUUUCAUAUCAGCAACAACUUCGACAAGAAUUAUUCGAACACGGUCUUCCAUUUGAGCGAUCAGCAUCGGGGAUGAAUCUGGAUGCAGUAAAUGGUCUUGGUCUCUCUCAGGGUCUGGAGUUGCGGGAUGCUACUCCCCACAUGCAAUCUUCUGGUAGAUUGGGAAAUUCCACACUGGGUUUUAACCAUCAGAAUCCCCGCAUACAAUUAGGUGAACCACAUUUUUCACAAUUGGAACCAACUGAAGGUCGCUGGUCUGGAGCUGAUACACAGCUAGCUGGUGACUGGGCUGAAUCUCAAUUUCGUAGAUCAAAUAUGGAUACUGAACAUCAUAAAAUGAGGUCUGAAAUUAGGAGGCAGGGUGAUGAUUCCAACGCAUGGAUGGUAGGUGGAUCUACAAACGACAAGUCAAAGCAGCUCUUUAUGGAGUUGCUCCACCAGAGACCCGGCCAUCAAUCUACUGAGUCACUAAGCAUGAAACUUGGGGAUACUUGUGACAGGAUGGCUCCAUCAGGCCUUACCCCAGAGAUUCAAACACUUGGCGGCCUUUCAGACCAUGUUGGUAAUCUAAAUGCUUCAUCUUCCUUUGGGGCUCGUUCAUUAUCGGAUGAACAGGUCAACAGAAUGCCAGGAGAUAGGAAUAAUAUGGGACCAUUGCACCGUAAUAGUUCCUUGCUAUCUGGAAUUAUCGAUGGUGGGCGGUCCACUCAGAAUGAAGCUCAAGCCUUCAAUAAUAUGUUCUCUAUGAACAAGGACACAAAUGACACUAAAAAUUGGAACAGUGUGCCACUUAAAAAUGAGGGAAUGGGAAGGAAGAUUUUAUUUGAAUCCCAAGACAGAAUGGGCAAGCAAGCAGUAUUAGACUCUCUGGUUCAAGGGGAGCUUCCUGUUGUUACGCUUGGCCAACGACAGUCUUCUUUCAAUAUCUCUGACCAAUACAGUGACAACUUGGUUGGAGAAGAUAGAAGGAAAGAUAGGUUGGUAGUGCCAUCACAUGGGCAGGAAUCAGUUUUGUUAAAAAGGCCUCCCUCAUCCCAUUCUUCAUCAUCACAUGAGGGAUUGCUCGAGCGUAUGUCUGACGCAGCUAGCAGGACAGCAAGUUCUUAUAGUGGGGUUGAAGGAGGUGUGAGACGGGAAUCAGGAGCAGCAGGAAACAAAGGGUUGGCGUCAGAACCGUCAUUCAGUGAGAUGUUGAAGAAGAGUAAUAACAUGAAGAAGGUGGCGGUAGAGUCAUCUGAUACAACCGAAGGAAGCAAAGGUGGCGGUGGGAAGAAGAAAGGGAAGAAAGGGAGACAGAUAGAUCCUGCUCUUCUCGGUUUUAAAGUCACUAGCAACCGCAUUCUAAUGGGAGAGAUCCACCGCGCUGAUGAUUUCUAACAUUUCGUUAUCUUGUACAAAAUCUUUACUUGUAAAGAUUAGCUCCUCAUACUUAGGUCGUAUAGUGCUUUUCCAAACACAUUUCUUCCAUCACAUUAGAACACAGGGAAUAAUAAAAGUUUUUUUAGUUCAAAAAAUGUUUGGUUCAUACA
Molecule: messenger RNA, 4907 nt
Organism: Capsella rubella
Lineage: Eukaryota; Viridiplantae; Streptophyta; Magnoliopsida; Brassicales; Brassicaceae
Exons: 10
Molecular function (GO): protein binding
Source: RefSeq, a predicted model, not a curated record